Molecule: messenger RNA, 5363 nt
Organism: Orussus abietinus
Lineage: Eukaryota; Metazoa; Arthropoda; Insecta; Hymenoptera; Orussidae
Product: otoferlin
Biological process (GO): plasma membrane organization
Cellular component (GO): membrane
Source: RefSeq, a predicted model, not a curated record
UAUCGCAUCUCAAAAGCUGUUCAUUAACGUAUGACAAAGAUCAAAGUUAAACGCAAGAGUAUCAGCGGAAGCUCGGCGAUGACUUUAGGAACACUCCUAAGUUUGAUGAUACUGGAAUAGCGUUCAACUUUUACGUAGAGGGACGGAUAUGCCAUGACCGACGUUUCAUCGAUUGUCAUCGAUGUUCGUCCCAUUCGUCAAGGCUUCGUCCCGAGAUGCUCGAAAUAGUAACAUCUUAUGCGAAAGCUUAGACUUGAAUACAGUAAUUAACAAAGUGACGAUUUUUUUUAGACCGUAUAUGCAAAUAACCGUUAAAGAGUCCGAAGAUCGAGAUAAAAAUGGCAUCCUCGAGCAUAAAUCGCGCUUCAAAGGACCUAUACCAGGUGUGCGUGACGAUCAUCGAAGCGAGAUAUUUAGCUCAAAAUGCGAAUCCCACGGUGGUGGUGAAAAUUGGCAAUCAAAAGAAACGCACCAUAGUUCGAGAGAAAACGGACAAUCCUUAUUACAACGAGUACUUCGUCUUCAGUUUUACCUGCGGUUUCGACGAGUUUCUAAGCAAAAGUGUCACGAUAGCUGUGUACCUUCAGACUUUCCUAAGAAGACUGAAACUUUACAGCAGCACCGACUUUGAAGUGGCAACCGUGUGGGAUCAGCCGAAUCAUCAGUUCCUGCACAAGUGGGCAAUGUUAACGAAUCCCAAAGACAUUUCCGGGAGAUGCAAAGGUUUCGUAAAGUGCGACAUAACGGCCAUUACGAGGGGACUGAAGCCAAAUGUCUACCCGGACACGGACGGGGAGGAAGACAUCGAGGGGAAUCUGUUGCUACCCGUUCGAGGUAUUAAAGUGAGGCAUAAAGCCCGAUUUCUAUUCGCGAUUUACUGGGCGGAGGAUUUACCAAAGUUAGAUUUGAAACGUUGCUGCCACGCCGAGACGCGAAAGGUAUACGUGCAGAUAUCUUUCUCGGGGAUGAAAGGUAUCACGAAUAAGCAACGAGUGGCUUCCAAGAUGAAAUUCCUCGAGAGAAUUAUUUUCAAGGAAAUGUUUCCUCCGUUAUGCUGCCGAGUUAGAAUCGCCAUAAAGGCUGCGACGAGUGGCUGCAAGGGACGCAUCGUUUCUAAUCAUAUUUUAAAUUUGAGCAAAACGUUUAGUUCCGAGAACGAGCGAGGUAAGAACCAGCUAGGCGAGGACCCCUUCUUGUCAUUAAAGCGACCCUUCUCGAUAGGAGACGUCAAAUCGGAGGAGAAGACCGAGCCUCUGGGCGAAAGCGCGCCAUCGAGCAAAAGUAAACGCGCAUCCUUAGGGGCGACCAAACCUUGCGUAAAUAUCAGAUUUUUCUGGCCGAACGUAGAGUGGAGAAUACUAAAUAGCAACAGUCUUCUGAAGCUCGCCGAUUUCCUCGAAACCGAGCUUGAGAAAUUGGACGAUUUAAUCGCGGUGGAGCACCGACAAGCUUACGAGAGGUACAACGAGAUGGUCGGGACGUUGUCGAGACACCUGUCGGAUUAUUUAGAGAAGAUGGACACGAAAAUCAUGGAGGAAAACGGUGGCACGACGAAACUCGAUAGAUACCGAAUGACCCUGUGUCGGGAAGAAAUCGAAAGUAUCAUCAAAAUCGUGGAAAUCAACGGACCACUCCCGAAUAACAAUUACAUCAGAAUCGCGACGAUACACGCCUACAAAUACCUGCACAAGAUCCGGCAGCUAUGCCAAGAUCCGCAACACGGUUUCCCGGAUGUGUACGUUUGGAUGGUCACCGGAUCGAAACGCGUAGCUUACGCGAGCAUUACCGCUGCCGACAUUUUCUACGGAGAGGAAGCCUGCGGUCGAGGCAUAAAAUGUGGCCAACGAGUCAAUAUAUCCUUGACGGAUCCCAAAGAUGGGAGGACGGUUUACGGAUACGAUUCUUACGAUAUCGACUUGCUUUUGUGGCUUGGGAACGCGAAAUACCUGAAUGCCUGUUGGAGCAUGAUUCCCGCAGGAUUCGACAACGCCGUUCAAACCGAUCAAUUCCCGCAGGCUUUCACUUAUACGGAAUCGCACAAGUUUCAACUCCGUGCACACGUGUUUCAAGGACGGUUCGAUCCCGGCAUGGACAGUUCGGGACUCAUGGAUCCGUUAACGAGAGUUAAAUUUCACGGGCAUUCGAUGUCCACGCAAGUCAUCGGACAAAGUCUCGAUCCGUUUUGGGACCAAACCCUCAUAUUCCCAGUGGUCGAUAUCUUCGGUACGCGAUCCGGCAUCAAGCGACUUCCCCCGAAAGUCAUCAUCGAAAUAUUCGACCAAGAUUUCUGCGUGAGUUUCCCCCCCGCACAUUUUCGCACAUUUUCGAUGAGAUUUCUGUGGAAUGACUCGUGUCAAGAGCGACGAACACCUUCAACAGGGGACGAUGGAACCGUUUGGAACGAGUUUCGCGGAACCGAUAGUCAACGUUUCAUCCGAACCUAUUCGGUACCGAAGUUACAGUGGUACAAAUUCGCCUCGGGAGAUGAUCGGCUUGGAGAUGCCAACGGUGCCAUUCUGGCGGCAUUCGAGCUCAUCGAGAUGGGAGAGGAGGACGCCAGGGUCGAAUCCGUGCGCGUUAAACCAGCGAAAAAAUUAUACAGCAUUCCAAAAGACAUUAAGCCCAAAAUGACGACUCAUCGUUUGGAGAUCAUCUUUUGGGGCGUUCGGGAUAUGAAACGGGUACACCUUCUUCCCGUUUUGAAGCCUAAAAUCAUUAUCGAGACUGGUGGGGUGCACGUUAAUUCGGAGAUCAUGGAAAGUGCCAAGAAAUUUUGCAAUUUCCAAAAGACGCACGUUGUCAUCGACCUGGAAAUGCCAGAUAACGACAUUUAUUAUCCACCCGUAUCGAUCAAGGCAUACGAUUCCCGGGGAUUCGGUUGUUCGAAAUACCUUGGAGUCUGUUUUAUUCCUACGGUGCACGUUUUUCUUCAUCGUUUAAUAACGGAGGAGGAGUAUAAUUCACAAUUAUUUAAUUCUACGGGAAAUCGUGCCGCAGAGCUCUGGUAUUCGUCCAACGUAAUACUACCUCUGCCUCGCGAUUAUAACCCCGACGUGGAGGAAUCAAAGGGUUUGAUCUCCUACAAGCUGCGCAACCCUGCGAAACCGCAUUUAAUCAAGAAAACCUUAUCGUUCGUUACGAACUCAAAGGUAUUCGAGAUGCUAACCCGAUGCUGCAGGAAGAAGGAGGAAAUCAUUUACGGAGACGACGACGACGGAACGCACGACUGGUGGAGUAAAUAUUUUGCAUCUUUACAGGUAAUUCGACAGAUAACGAGUAAUACUCCAGUCGACCGAGAAACCACGAUAUACUUGGCGUUUUUCUCAGAGGAGAAAGAUAUCAUGGCCGGGAUAAGGAGUCCACGAUAUCGGCGUAAAUCCGUAGCCACGUUUAAGAUAUAUACCUCGGAACUGGAGACACAGCCAGAGUUUGCAGGAUUCCAAGACAGGAUUAGAACGUUCGAGUUGGUCAAGGGAAAAUUGGACAACGAGUCCCGCGUAUAUAAAAAAAAUGUCGUGGGAAUAUUUAAGGGGUACAUUGCCCUCUAUCGCUGGCCCCAUCCCGGAAACGUGCCAUGUAAAACAAAAAGGGGUAGAGACGCGACGUACGGCAUCUGCGACGACUAUCCUUCUCAAGAGUCCAUCAAAGUCCUCGUACGGGUCUACGUCAUCAAAGGAGUAAAUCUGCAUCCCAGUGAUCCUUUGACAGGAAAGUCGGAUCCAUACCUGCGCGUCGUGUUAGGAAAAACAUGCGUUAACGACAAGAAAAAUUACAUCCCAAACGAAUUGAAUCCAACAUUCGGCAAAUUGUUCGAAAUUAAAGCGACCUUUCCGAGAGACCAUACCUUAACGAUACAAAUAUGGGAUUACGAUGCUACCAGUCCGGACGAUUUAAUCGGGGAAACGAAAAUAGACAUUGAGAAUCGGUUCUACAGCAGGCACCGAGCAAACUGCGGCUUGGCCAAAACUUACGCCAGUACGGGGUACAAUGUAUGGAGAGACAAGGAGAGUCCAUCGCAAAUCUUGCAAUUUCUAUGCAUGAAAAACAAUCUCCCCGUGCCGGAGUACCACGAAGACGUGGUCAAAAUCGGGAAAAAGAGUUUUCCCUUUAACGCGGUCUUGGAACACCCUACCGAAGCCGACAUAGAAAAUUGCAUGGCACUCAAUGUUCUUCACCAGUGGGACAAAUUUCCGAUUUGUGGGCAUGCCCUCGUGCCGGAGCACGUCGAAAGGCGUUCACUUUUUAAUCCAGAGAGGCCAGGACUGGAACAGGGCAAACUGGAACUUUGGGUCGAAAUAUUCCAAGAGAACGAAUUGCCUAUGAAACCACCGAUCGAUAUAACACCCCACACCCCCGAGGAUUACGAACUUCGAAUAAUCAUUUGGAACACGGAGGACAUACCUCUCGUGGAUAGUCAGUUUCUAACAGGGGAGAAGUGUUCAGAUAUUUACGUUAAAGGGUGGAUCGUUCACGAUGACAUUCAGAAGACAGAUGUUCAUUACAAUUCAUUGACUGGAGAGGGUAAUUUCAACUGGAGAUUCAUCUUUCGUUUCUCGUAUUUAAGUAGCGAGAGAAUGAUGGUAAUUAAAAAAAAAUUGUCGACUUUUGCAAAAAAUGAGACAGAACAAAAGGUCCCGUGCAAAUUGAACUUGCAAGUGUGGGACAGUGAUCAUUUGUCACCCGACGAUUUCUUAGGCGCACUUUCCAUCGAUUUAUCGAGGAUGCCGAAAGGGAGUGCAAACCCAAAAAACUGUACUCUCAAAGUUAUGGAUCCAGAGUCUACUACCAUAAAUCUGUUUAAAACCAUGCGAAUGAAAACCUGGUUACCAUUUACUUACAGGACCGAAGCAGGAGAAUACGUCCAAGCAGGCAAGAUCGAACUAGAACUGAUAUUAAUGCUCAUAGACGAAGCGGAUAAAGAUCCUGUGGGACUGGGGAGACAACCCCCCGAACCUCUCCCUCCACCAAAUCGUCCCGAUACAUCCUAUUCCUGGUUACGUAACCCUUGGAAGGCAUUUCGUUUCGUGGUGUGCAGAUAUUAUAAAUGGAAAAUUAUAUGCUGUAUUACAGGAGUUCUGGGAGCCUUACUCGUCGCAUGUGCGGUGUAUGCCUUCCCCGGUUAUUUCGUUAAAAGACUGUUGGGUGCCUAGCAAGUAUUCGUUUUUUUAUUAAGUAGCUAAUCAUACCCAACCAUACUAAUUUCGCUUGCAGUAUUUCCUCCCUUUCUUAGGUAACAGAUACACUAUUUCAUGUAAAGUUGGGAAAUGGAAUGUUUUCACUCGUCCAAUUAAUUUCUUUUCAAAAGCGUCCAAGUUAAGUAGGUAUAAUACGUCCCUAAAUUUCUAUGCGAUUAAAGUAUAUAU